Messenger RNA from Acanthoscelides obtectus, 6421 nucleotides. NCBI's taxonomy places the organism in Eukaryota, Metazoa, Arthropoda, Insecta, Coleoptera, Chrysomelidae. The record is from the annotation of a GenBank genome assembly.
GCCAUUGGUCGAAGCGGGCCUAUGCGAACUCGCGAAACUUCAGGCACUCGGCCCGCUUGCUCGGACCUUGGAAAUUCGACAGGAACCACGGGCGAUUCAGUAUCGUCCCCAGUUCGGCAGAGACAACAUCAUUGUGUGCUACGCUACCUCGUCUGUUUCGUGCUCACUCUCAGUGGCCUGCCCUUGAGUUACUCCGUUCGCCGAAAUGCUUCCACUUCGGGUCCUGUUUCACCCCGAGCAUCGCACGCACCGGUUGUGAUGGGAUAAACGGACUACUUUCGCUAACUUUUCUUUUGUUUUCGUUUUUUCUUUUUGACUUUUUGCGCGCUCAACAUGCCAAGUGAAAAAUGUGCCAGUUUCGUAUAUUUCGAUAGCGACGUUGUACCGCCGGAACUGAAACCUACUGCGAUGUUAUGAUAGUAAAUUAGUGAAAGUUGUAUUUUUUCGUUUUGGAACUGUUUUUAUUUUUGACUUUACGUGAUGGCGAGCAAUAGCGGUGUGCAGCAACAGUUUAUGCAGCAGCAGCAGCAACAAGGGAGCGGCAGUACGCCGCAUAGGUGCAAGGAGUGUGGACUAUGUUUCAACUCGCAGGAAUCUUUGGAGGUGCACGUGCAGUACCAUAAGGAAAACCUGAUGAAGCACUGGGCGCCUACACAUGGAGGUGAGGAAACCAAUAAUAACACCACCUCACCUAGCACCGCCAACAAUAAUAGCAAACCAACCAAUAAACGUGAGUUAUUAUCAAAUAAUACCAUUGUGCCAGCUGAUAGCUCCGAAACUAUGCAAAAGAAGAGCCCGGAUUAUAGCAGAGCUACACCGGAUCAGGUAUUUGGUCAUCCACCUACUCCGCAAAGCUUCCAAAGUGCAUCAUCCCCAUACCAAAGCCAAGAAAACUCUUCGUUCUCCCCAAGCUUUGCAAACUAUCAACAGCCGAAUAAAGAAAGGAACUCUCCCACUCCUCAGUUCCAACAUAACUAUCCUGGGUAUCCAGAGCAGCAGCAACAACAAUAUUUUCCAGGCAUGGACCAGCAAUACAACCAGGAGGCUUUUGUGCAAAAGUCCAUGCAGCAGCAUAGUUCCUACAGGUAUCAUCCGUACUCUAGUGGGUAUGAAAGGCAGCAAACACCAUCCCAGCAGCAGCAGGUGUCCUCGUCGAGCCCUGCGUAUCCGCCACAGCCGACCCCUUCGCCAAGCCCUAAACAAUGCGACAAGUGCGGGUACGUGUGCGAGUCGGCCUCGCAGUUAAUCGAACACCUGAACAUUGCUCACCCCCCGACCCCGGCGCCCCAUCUGACCUCAUACCAGCCAAACCAGCAUUUCAUGUUUGACCACGCGCCUCAAGUGAAGUCGGAAGACGCCACCGCAACCCCUCAGAGUGAAAUUCUUGACCUUGACUCGCAUAAAGUCGUGCACAACCAGUAUCCCGAAGAAGAGGAAAAGCGGGAAGAUGCUAACAACCCACAUUCCGUGCCAGGGAUGUUAAACUCUUGGACCCAGCAGCAGAAAAUGAUGUUCCAGGAACAGCAGCAGAGGAUGUUCAUGAAUCCACAGGGGGAGCAAAAAUUGUUCCAAGCACAUCAAAUGCACAGUCAAGAUUUCAUGAGCAAUGGAGUGACCACAACGACUGAACAGGCCCCACAACCGUACAGACCUUUUGAGCACAUGCCCAAUGCGAAUACCGCACCUACGAUAGCCAGCAGCCAAGUUGCUAACAAUCCAGUAGCCCAGCCGGCUCCGGGUUUGGUGCAAAAGAGCUCCAACUGGAAAUCGAAUGAAGCACGAAGACCCAAAACAUAUAACUGUACAGCAUGCAAUAAAUGGUUUACAAGCUCGGGUCACCUGAAGCGACACUACAACACGACGCUUCACAAGAAUGCCGUUAAGUCUAGCGGCCAGCCAGAUCCAGCAGGCCUUCCGAUCAGCGCUCACCACCAUCCAGCAAGGGACAAGUCGGACGAUCGGCCACAGUCGGGUAGCUCCGGAGACGAGAUCAGAGGCGGGGAUGAGAGCAACAGCAUGUCGCAAUUUGACAGAUUAAACCCUAUGUCAGGUAUGUUACAACCGCAUCACACUCCGCCACUACAUUCGCCAAUGCCCCUCUCGCCCAUGGCGCAUUCGCCCAUGUCCAACCCAAACAUGUCAGGUGGGAGUCCCCCAAACGGGGAUGCAGGCCUCUCAACCAACAACCUAGAUUCGAGGGGCCUGCUGUCACUGAAUUCACCCCCGAUCCCCACACAGCCGGGUCAUGGCUACAAUAUGGCACCCCACCAACAUAUGAUGCCUAUGGAGAACAGCCAGUUCCAGAUGUACCCAAACGAAUUUGCCCCCCACGUUACGCAGGUUAUGGCUAUCAACAGCCUCAGUACUACUGGUGAACCAGUGUACCAGUUUGUCGAUGAGAACAACGAACAACAGCCUUUGCCGAGCUUUGCGCAGAUCCAGUCGCACCGCUACGGCUUAGUGGGCUAUGAAAUUGCGAACGUGGGGGGCGGGGGUAUGGCGACAACCCCUAUCACCUUCUACCAAGAACAGCCAGAUCACAAUGAACGAGCAGAGAUAGGAGGAGAUGAGUACAAACUCACUGUGUUGACCAACUCCGAACCUAUCGGGCAAAAUGAUGAGUACAUUUUGGGAUAUUCGCCAUCAGAUGGUAAAGAUAAUGUCAGUAUGAUGUCUCUCAGCUCAGAGAAUGACUCCAAAAAUAUGGAGGAGAGUAAAAUGCAAAUCAUGGACGAUAUAAAAUUACGGCUUGAAGCCCAACCUAAGUCCCCAGAAAAAGCCCAUAUUAAGAGGGACUAUGAGGACACCACUAGCAGUCCCCUGAUUACUUCAACUGUACUCAAUAAACCAGAUUUGCACAAAUGCUAUGAUUGCGAUAAAGUGUUCAACAAAGCUUGCUAUCUAACGCAGCAUAAUAAAACCUUCCACAGUGGGGACAAGCCUUUCAAAUGCUGCAGGUGCGGUAAGAGGUUCUCUUGUGACAACACUUACCAAGAGCAUCUAUCCAAGCACGCUGGCGAAAAGCCACACAAAUGCGAUCUCUGUCCUAAACAGUUCAAUCACAAGACCGAUCUCAGAAGGCACAUGUGCCUUCACACAGGUCAAAAACCAUACGCUUGUGAUACUUGUGGCAAAGGCUUUAUCAGGAAAGAUCAUAUGAUGAAGCACUGUGAAACUCAUUUAAGGAAAACGCAGUCUAAAAUUGCGGCAAUCCGUUGAGUCAACAGGAACUUAUAAAAUUACAGUACUGACAAUAAGUCAUGAAUCAUUUGAAAGUUUAGCAGCUGGUUUAUUUUUCAGUUUCUAUGGUUUGCAGAAAGAACUACCAAUAUGAUUUGCUUUUAUGAUUUAUUCUCAAAACCACUUGCUGCGAUAUACUUACUCAUCGGUAAAAGUUAUACGCCAGUAAGUAAAAAUUCUUCAGUCUGCUAACACUACAAAAAGACUAUUUUAUUGCAAAACAAGUUAAAGGAUUUCAAAAAACAAUCAUAUCAAUAACUUUUUGUUGUAAAUAUGGUACGUAUUAUUUGUAAAUAUUGUUUGUAUAUGUCUUAAAUAUUUUUCUCCUGUACAGUUUAAUACAUAUCAUUCCAGAAAAUUAGAAAAACCUCAAAAAAUACACAAUGAAAACUUCGAGAAACUACCUGUUUUGAAUUGUGUGUCCACUGAUUAUAACUCAAGCAGGUAAAUGGGAAAUACAAAAAAGUUUUAUGUCAUUUGAAAUUUUCAGCUAAAGUCAUUUUUUCAAACUAUUUGACCCACUUAUUGUCGGUGCUGUGAUAAUAUGUAGAUUAUACAUCGUUUCACUUGGUACUUUUCUACUUAAACGUGUAAAGUAUUUUAUUACACUGUACAUAUUGUUUUUUAUAUUAAUUUAUAAUUUCUUAAAACAAACUUAAGACGAACAAAGCGAGAAAUGCCAUUACAAAUCCAUACAUAUAUAGGGUAUUACAAAAUUCUACUAGUACUUUACAAAACAAAUUGAAAUCACCAACUUAACACUCUGAUUGAUAAACCAUUGAAAUGAAAAAUCUACUAGAACCUUUCUAUAGUAAAACUACGUAUAUUCAUACCGUUACAUAUAGAAGUUUGUCUCAUAUAAUGAUUCGUAAUAUUAUUUGGAUGCUCAAGUCCUCGUAGUAAUGACAUUAUACAUGUACAUUAUUUGAAAACCGUCACUGAGUAGUGUACAGACUAGUAAAAUUGAGAAAUAACCUGUAUACCAAGAAAAUUUGCUCAAGUUUUUUCUUAGUGUCCGAUAAUAAUCAAUACUCAAACAGCAAUACCUCAGAAUCUCAGUUAAAAAAUAAGAUAGGUAUAAAUAUUUAUAUCAGAUUUUAUUAUAUCAUGUGGAUGUACAAACUUUAGAAUCAGGUUAUCUAUUAUGUAUAAAAAUGCAAAAAAUCAGAUAAAAAUAAAGAAAUACCAUACAGGCGAACUUUAUUGUUUUUUCAGUGACUCUUAAAAGAAAUGUCAAUGUAAAAAUCAUAAAGUUCUGAUACAGGGUGGUAAGAAAUUGCGUCUGGCAGGGUAACUAACCGUUCUUGUUUUCUAUUGGAUAUUGUUUGGGACUACUUUUAUAUACGAUAUCGUUGGCUCGUGCUAUGUGUCUAAAUUUUAAUUAGUAUCGCAUAAAAAUGCUAGUCAGAGGUAAACAGAUUUUAGUUCUCCAGUAAACGUCUCUUAGUAGAGUAUAAAAAUAUUACUAUCAUCUAUUUAACUAGCUUUUUAUCCCAUAGAUAGAUAUAAGGUUAUUCCAAAAAAUAUUUUCGGAAAAGGAAAACGGUGUUACUUGUACUGAAACAUAAAUCACUUGCAUCAUGUUGGAAUCAAUCUAAACUCUGCACACCAUGGAUGCAAGUGAUUUCCAUUGUUAAUAAAAACGAAUCAUAGAUUUUAACUGUUGAACUGCACCCUGUAUAGAAAUUUAAAGUAAUAAAAUUUGCAAUAACAUUACAACACAAACGUUUUUGAUAUUUAUUUCUUAAAAUGUAAUGAUGAUAUUUGUGAGUCUCUGUUAGUUAAGAUCCCACUCAAAAAUCAUGCAUCUACCUAUUUUUUAUCGAAAGCAUAUAAUUCAUUAUUUUUAUCCAAAUUCCCAAAUAAUACCACCUGACCUGCAACAAUAUUACAUCGAAUAUCCUGGAUAUUUAACAAAACUGCAGAUAUACGUUACAUGGCUGAACUAAAAUCAGCUGUAUUAAGAUUUGCACUAUUUUAAAUUUUCGUUUUAAAAAUCAAGUAUAUGUAUGAUUUUUUUAGUCAGAUCUUGUACUAAAUGUACAUAAAAAUUGAUAGGUAUCUACAUACUAUUAUUUUUCUCCAUAUAACAGAUCUACCUCAGUUAUAUAUGAUGAAUUUAUGUGCCAAUUUUUAUUGAUAGAUUUUUUGCCCGAUCCAUAGUCGGGUAAGUGUUAGGUAAUACACGUGCCAAAUUUCUUAAAGGGGGACAUAUUUUGCCGUUCAUCAUUUUAUAUAACAGGAUAUCAUAUAUUUUUCUCAUGGACGAUCAUUGAUAAAAAUAAACGGUGAAGUAUGGUCACCUUUAGGCAAAAUAUUGCUGUAUUUUUUAUAAAAAUAUGACAAUUUUUUGCGGACGUCGUGCAUAUCGUUACUAUGAUUAGUGCAAUUUAAAAACACAAAUUUGUUUUAUGUUACGCGAUACAAGUUACCAGAUGUUUGUCAUUUACAAAGGUGCAUCGAUAAGUGUGUUACAUAUUGGUAGGUCGUUUUCGAAAAGUUGCACCGUAGAGAAACAUAUUUUUUGUUUUGCUGUUAUACUUUUAGUUUACGAUUAGGUUUUUAUACCUUGUUUUUCCACAUUUUAUUCUAAAAAGUAUUAAUUUUAACUGGUUCACUAAAUGUUGCACAUAAAAGUCGGAGUAUUCUGGAGGUUAUAAUAUGAAUAAUGAAUAUAUGAAAAUCGGAGUUCCCAAUACCAGUGAGUCAUAAAGGAGUAUAAGUAUGUCAAUUUGCAGAAUGAGAUUGACUCCAAUUCGCAAAAGGGUCUGAUUACUUGUGGGAAACCACUGUGUACGGUUUUUUUUAAACAAUUUUAUCUCUUACUAAUUUAUACAGAGCUUUUUAAAAAGCCCAACCCCAAAAUAGUUUUUUGCAGGUUCAAGAUGACAAAGUAAAAUUCUGGACUAUGAAAGUGAUUCAUGAAAACUACAUUUGAAAAUGUCAAUGUGACGGCUAGAAACCAUCUUGGGACUUGUUUGUAAAUGGAAUAGGGUCCCUAUGAUACUCCAUUUUGAAGCUCCUUACUUUGUAACAUUGGAAUAUGAAAUCAAUAUCUUUCAAAAUGGCGGACUAGCAGGUUGUCAAAAAACUGUGUGUGUUUUUAUACACUGAAUCGCUUAAAACUCAACAACAACCAAUGAUUGAAAAGUAUGUUGUAACAGUUUUCUCUUUUUAUUUA